This is a messenger RNA of Microplitis mediator, 633 nucleotides long. RefSeq names its product ankyrin-1-like. Lineage: Eukaryota; Metazoa; Arthropoda; Insecta; Hymenoptera; Braconidae. Gene Ontology annotation, molecular function: protein binding. The transcript has a single exon. The coding region runs from base 1 to 633 and encodes 210 amino acids. The record is from RefSeq and is a predicted model, not a curated record.
AUGGAAAGUUUACAGUCAAACAACAUCUAUAAUUUGAUAGAAGAAGGAGUUAUUGAAGAUGUCAAUUCAGUGCUUCCAUUGACGAGUGGAUUAACGCUUCUUCAAACAGCAGCUAUGGAUUGCGAUGAAAGAUUGGUUGAUUUUUUGCUAAGCAAGCAAGCUGAUGUCAAUUUAACAAACCAAGAAUGGGGUACAGCUCUUCAUAUUGCUGUUAAGAAGCAAAAUUUGAAGAUCAUUCAAAGUUUAAUUGACUGUGGAGCAGACGUCAAUGCUAAAAUACCUGUGGACCCUCGUUUCACACAAUUACAGUUGGCAGUUAGGAGAAAAUCCAUAGAAAUUGCUGAAUUAUUAUUAGAAAAUGGUGCUGACAUCGAUAGUGGUUCGACUGGAAAUGAAUCCUAUUCGAUUAAACUACCUAAUAAACCAGUGUCUUUGGAAAAAACACCACUACACAUGGCCAUUCAUCAAGGUAAUAAAGAAAUGGUAGAAUUACUUCUCAAAAAAAAUGCCAACCCGAAUAUUUUUUCAACCCGUGCAACACCACUCGACACCGCGGUUAGAAAAGGCAAUUUAAAAGUUAUGAAGCUUCUUCUUGCCCAUGACACAGAUGUCAAUGGUUCAAAGAAUGAAUGA